This is a messenger RNA of Fulmarus glacialis (Northern fulmar), 1102 nucleotides long. It is a transcript of the gene HYKK, whose product is annotated as hydroxylysine kinase. Gene Ontology annotation, molecular function: amino acid kinase activity. Lineage: Eukaryota; Metazoa; Chordata; Aves; Procellariiformes; Procellariidae. Bases 1 to 798 code for a protein of 265 amino acids. The transcript has 5 exons. The record is from RefSeq and is a predicted model, not a curated record.
AUGUCUUCUGGAAAUGACUGUCGACCCCAGGCACUCACCAAACCAGCACUUGGAGAAAAAGAAGCGACUGAGUUGGUUGACAGGGUGUUUGGAUUAAAGGUGUUUUGGAUCAGGCCACUCCCCAGCUACGACGACCAGAAUUUCCACGUACGUGUCUCAAGAAACAAAGGUGCAGCUGAAGGUGCUGAUGAGUAUGUCCUCAAAAUCACCAAUUCGGAAGACAGCCAGAAGCCUGCCCUCAUUGAAGUGCAGACCCAGGCCAUGAUGUUUCUCAGCGCCGAAGGCUUUCCUUCAGCUACUCCUUAUCUUACAAAAGAUGGUAACGUGAUGUCUCUGGAGUCAGGAGAUACUGGACCUGGGAACAAAAAGUACAUGGUCAGACUGCUGACUUACCUGCCAGGUACGCCUGUAGCAAAAAUUGCUACAAAUGCUCAGAUUUUCUAUGAGGUCGGUAAGCUAGCUGCCAGUUUGGAUAAAGCGCUCUCAGAGAAAUUCCAUCAUCCAUCAGUAAAAAGUCUGCAUCGAGGUCAGUUCAUUUGGAACCUGGCAAACGUUCCUCUUCUAGAUCAGUACAUUUAUGCCUUGGGCCAGACCAAGUAUCGUGAAGUUGUGGAACAAGUUAUUGAGCAGUUUAAAGGGAAAGUAAUACCCAAGCUAAGCAGUUUUCGAGCCUGUAUCAAUCAUGGAGAUCUUAAUGACCACAACAUUCUGGUAGACUCCAGUUCUGCUUCCCUGGAGAAUCCUCAGUACAGGGUGUCCGGCAUCCUGGAUUUUAGCGACAUGAGUUAUGGGGUUUGAAAGUGUCCUGCCACUCACAGAGGAGGAGAGAGGUGCCCUCUUUCUCUUGGUGAGUGGGAGGUUUUCUCAGUCCCUUGUCAUAGCAGCCCACACAGCUCUGCGGUACCCAGAGAAUAAGGAAUACCUCAUGAUCACAGCCAAAACCGGAUGGAAACACUUAAUGAAAAUGUUCGAGGUGGGCCAAGAAGCUGUAGAGAAGACAUGGUUUAAGACUGCCGAAGCAUAUACGAACCAAGCCCCUGCCACGUAGGUCGGAGGCUGCUGCGGUCCUUGCGCGGUGCCACCUGACUCUAUGGCAAUAAAG